UUGAUUUGUGUAUGGUGCAUGAAUAGAAUACCCACAAAGUUCAGUGAGCAGGUUGUGUUAUGUGUGAUAUUUUUUUUUUGCACCAUGACUAGAGAAGGUUGUUUGCAUUAGGUCAUAUAAGUUAAUGCUGUGAGAGUAAAAGUCAUUGUUUUGAAAUACUCACAUUGUCCACUCGAUGGCACCAAAAUGAAAGUAGUCUCCCUGCAAGGAAAGUUCCAUAUUCAACUCUUCAUGUUUCGCGGUUCUAAAAGCCACAACAGUUUUUGGCAGAUAACGUCACAUAGUCUGACUGGCACCCCGUCUGGACUCGUUUUGGGCCAAAGCGUCCCAUCUCGUGGGAUUCGCUCCAUAGACUGGACCGAAGCGAAGUCAUUCACAGGGAUUACAGAUUAAGAUUUCCCCCCUGACCGCUUUGGUUGAGUUAAUCUGGGGAUUACGAUGUCAACAGACUGGAGCUACAGGAGGGGAAAUUGAAUUGUAAUGAGAAGAGCGGCGCCGGCCCUCAGAUUACAGCGCAGUCCCGGAGAAACCAGACACGAGAGUCCAUGUUUGUGCCUUUUGUCGUGCUGAACAAGACCAACACGGGACACAGAUAUUGCCUUCGGGCAAAGCAUUUGUCUUUGGGGCGGAACUGCAGUGGAAUAAUGUUCAGGAAGUUGAUUGAGUGGUAAAAAGGUUUCCGUGUUAGCGGUAAUCCCGCUCUCGUCUCUGGAGCACCAGGUGACAACUCCCGAGGUUCCUCUCGAGGUUCCUCCCGAGGUUCCCCCCGCUGCUCCCGCUGCCGCUGUCCAAACCCAAGGUUGCACCAAAACCAAGAAGAUGAAAGUGAAAUGGACCCAGCUGGGUUUGGUGUUUUUUCUGGUCCUGUCUAUGGUGAUGACAGGAUGCUUCUUCUGGCAAUAUCAACUCCCAAAGAUCCAGCCAGAUGAAGUGCUGGGUCGCAACUCCAAACUCGAAAUGAGGUGUCCCCGCUUCCCCGAGCCUCUACCACUGCAGCAUCCCAUUCCCAGUCUGAAAGAUGCUCUGGAAAAGGUGGACGUUUUGCUCCGCCAGAGCAUCCAUCCUGUCAGCCUCCCUGCUCUCUCCGCCAUCGUCGUCCUCAACGACACGGUUUUGUGGACCGGCAAUUUUGGCAAGAGAAACAGCUCGGAUGCCUUUUCGGGACCCCCCAAUGAGUACACGGUCUACAGAAUCGCCAGCCUGUCCAAGAUUUUCCCCACGCUGAUGUUGUACCGGCUGUGGGAAGAAGGCAAAAUCAGCUCCCUGGACGACCCCCUGGAGAAGUACGUGGAGAACUUCACCAUCAAAAACCCCAUGGGGAAGACGCGGGACUCGGAACUCAAAUACGUGACGGACGGUCUGAUCUUUCUGGACAGCGGCGAGGUUCCCAUCCGCUCGUCCUCGGUGACGCUGCGCAGGAUGGCCAGCCAGCUUUCCGGCUUGCCCAGGAGACUCCGAGCCACCAACCUCCUUUGGAAAGGAAAAACUCAAUCUGCAAUCAAUCUCCUGCAGGACGACGUGCUUGUGGCCGACCCCGGAACUAAAUGUCACUACAGCAACCUGGCCUUCUCGCUGCUGGCCCACGUGAUGGCCGAGCGCGUCGCCAGCGUGGACUACCAGCGCUGGAUCACAGACAACAUCCUGGAGCGUCUGGGCAUGGAGGACACCGGCUUCGACAUCACACCGGGCCUCCAGGGUCAAGUGGCGGUGGGCGUGUACUCCAACGGAAAGCCCGCCCCCCUCUACGACCUGGGCUGGUACCGCCCUUCGGGGCAGAUGUUCUCCACGGCGGCCGACUUGGCCAAGCUCGCCAUGAUGCUGCUGGGGGCCUAUCACCGCAAGCUCCUGGAGCCCGACUCCUUGAAGAUCAUGCUCACGCCGCUCUUCCGGUGCGACAAGGACUACUUCGCCAACCGCACGGGGACGCCGUGGGAGGUGAACGAGCUGCUGGGCUACGAGGUGGUCCGCAAGGACGGUGAUCUGGACGGCUACUCGGCCACCUUCUCCCUGGUGCCCCGCUUGAAGAUGGGCCUGGUGGUGCUGAUGGCGGGGAGCAGGUCCCAGAAGCAGGACGUGGUGGCCAAGGUUUACCAGCAAAUCAUCCCCGCUGUAGAAAAGGCCUUCAAGGAGGCCACCAGGGUCCUGGUUGCGCCCCCCAACCCGGAAGCGUACGCGGGCUUCUUUACCUACAGCAACAUCACCUUCUACGAGAUCAAAGCCGGCGCCGACGGCGUUCUGACCAUGCAGCAGUUCGGCCCUCAGAUCGAAGAGCUGAUCCCGGAAAAGUAUCGCACGAUAAAGCUCAACUACCUGGUGGAGCGCGUCUUCAGGGUGGCGUUCGAGAGGGACUACCCUUGCGUCCUCCGAGUGGGUUCGGCCUCCGUGUCCCUGGAAGCGCAGGACGGACAGCUGUUCAACUUCUACACCUACGACAAGCGAGGCCUGUCGCCCGGGUUCGACGCGCCGGGGCUGAACACGUACAACGUGGUGCGGAUCGCCCGCAAGCCCUCCUUCUCCAGCUGAGGAGUCGGACACGUGGACACUUGGAGAAGUGGCUUCCUUGCCUCAAACACUCCAUCUGUUCUCUCUCCGCUCGCCAAGUCCUCACGGGGAGACAGAAGCAUUUUGACCAUGUUGACGUUAUUUUCCCACACCGUUGUUGCAAAUGGCACUCCCGUCUUUCACUGUCCGUGACAAAGCAUCCGUGGAAUUUGCAUUAAACUCACCUGUCACAAUUUGAGGUCAACAAGAAGAUCUGCAUGAAGAAGUGUGCCUUUACAAAAAUAAUAAUGCUGUCAGAGAGGGUUUAAUUCGCAGGCUUUUUA
This is a messenger RNA of Entelurus aequoreus (snake pipefish), 2825 nucleotides long. It is a transcript of the gene lactbl1b, whose product is annotated as lactamase, beta-like 1b. The record is from RefSeq and is a predicted model, not a curated record. Lineage: Eukaryota; Metazoa; Chordata; Actinopteri; Syngnathiformes; Syngnathidae. The transcript is spliced from 7 exons. Bases 820 to 2523 code for a protein of 567 amino acids.